This is a messenger RNA of Henningerozyma blattae CBS 6284, 1803 nucleotides long. It is a transcript of the gene PTC5, whose product is annotated as type 2C protein phosphatase PTC5. The record is from RefSeq and is a predicted model, not a curated record. Bases 1 to 1803 code for a protein of 600 amino acids. Gene Ontology annotation, molecular function: protein serine/threonine phosphatase activity. Gene Ontology annotation, biological process: protein dephosphorylation. Lineage: Eukaryota; Fungi; Ascomycota; Saccharomycetes; Saccharomycetales; Saccharomycetaceae. The transcript has a single exon.
AUGCUAAGGAUAACAUGCAAAAGACCGUUAUUGAAAAGGUCUAAACUAAUAAUAGAGUUGGGUAAGAUAAAUCCUAAGACAUAUUUAGAAUUAACUAAAAAUAACAAGUUUCUUAAUAUCUCGACUGUGAAAAAUAUUUCUUCUGCAUCUGAUUCAGUCUCGUCCCGUAAUAAAAGAAAUAAAAACGGCUAUGGUAGUUGGAAAAAUAAUAAAGUAAUUUUAUUUACAGGUUCUAGUUUGCUAUUACUUUCAUCCGUUUCCAUAUUUUACCCAAAAUUUAAUAGAAUAUCUUUAGACUCAAUUAGCCAAUUAAGUUUAUAUUCCACAAAGAGUCGAACCAAUCCGGCUGAACAAAAUAAGCAAGAUAAUAAUCAAGAUAAUAGCAUGUAUGAUAAAAAUAGUAUUACCUUAUUGAACGAAGAAGAAGUUGAUAGGAUUUUACGUUCUAAAGAACAAAGUUUUUGGGUUAAUAGACAAAGUGGUAUUAUUAGAUAUGAUGUUGCUCAAUUACCUUCCAAUAAUCCGAUAGAAGAUAAUCACGUGGAACAAAUCAUUACUUUAUCCGAUAAUGAUUCUUCUAAGAAAUCAAAAUCAGGGAAAAUAAGCAAGAAAUCAGUGGAGAAAGAUUUAACAUUUUUCGGUAUAUUUGAUGGUCAUAGCGGUACAUUUACAUCUAAAAAAUUGAGUGAAUCAUUAGUUCAGUAUGUAGCUAAUGAAUUAGCUAAUAAUAUUAAAGAUGACAAUGAGUUAAGUUUAACCUCUGAGAAUUUAGAUACCUCAUUGGUAAAGGGGUUUUUAUCAUUGGAUGAUGACAUUAUUUAUUCAUCAUUUAAGAAGUUACUCAAUAAUCCAACCAAGGAAAAUAUGAUUAAUUCUUUACCUGCUAUAUCGGGUUCGUGUGCAUUAUUAUCUGUUUUUAAUUCUAUUGAUCAAACUUUGAAAGUAGCAGUUGCAGGUGACUCUAGAGCAUUAUUAGGUUCUGUUGAUCCAACUACUGGUAAUUGGACUGUAGACUCAUUAUCUAUUGAUCAAACUGGUGAUAAUCAAGACGAAGUGAUGAGAAUCAAAGGAGAACACCCCAACGAACCAAAUGUCAUCCGUAACGGUAGAGUGUUGGGAUCUUUACAACCUUCCAGAGCCUUUGGUGAUUAUCGUUACAAGUUUAAAUCUGUAGAUAAUAAGACUCUUGAUGACCUACCGGCACAUUUAAAAGUCUAUUUCAGAUCAGAACCACGUAAUUUUUUAACACCACCUUAUGUCACUGCCAAACCGGAAAUCACCACAACAAAUAUAAAUGAAAAUACAAAGUUCAUGGUCAUUGGAUCUGAUGGGUUAUUCGAAUUGUUAUCUAAUGAAGAAAUCGCCGGUCUUGUCAUUAGCUGGAUGAAUGAAAGUGUUCCAGGUUUUAAAAAUGAACAUAAUACUUUAUUGAAAAAUGGAAAACUUCCAAAAGUGAAAGAUAUAUCCAAACAUAAAGAAAGUCAAAGACCUGCAUUCAGAUAUAAGCAAGAUAAUAGGAGAUCCAAACGCUCUACAGAACCAGAAUAUAUAUUGAAAGAUAAAAAUGUCUCUACUCAUUUGAUUAGAAACGCCCUUAGUGCUGGUGGUAACCCAGAUUACGUCUCCACUCUGGUCAGUAUUCCUUCCCCCAUGAGCAGAAGAUACAGAGAUGACUUAACAGUUACAGUUGUUUUCUUUGGUGAUUCAGUACCUGAAGGUAUUAAAACAUCUGCCACAGCAGAAACUUUAAUUGCCAACACUGAUGCCACCACUCCUGCAGAUUCCUUAAAGGCCAAGUUAUAA